AUGUCCCAGACUUCAUUGGCAACAACGAAACAGCGGCUCGGGACAGGUUAUACGGAGACACCUGACAGGCUUGACUGGUGGGAUCUGGAGUGGGCUUCUUGGCAGGGCGUGACGCCUGGUCACCAACUGGUCCGCGACGAAGAAACAAGACUUUUUUUUGUGGUUUUUUUUUUCUUUCGCUGUAAUGUAACCUGGGGGAAUGAUUACUGGAGUACUGGAGUGAGAUCGAAUGAAAACUCAUCACAACUCACAGUUGAGAAGAGAAUGGGCCAGGACUUGGCUGGGCUCUUGGGAUUUCUGGAUCUUGGUACACUGGAGAAACUGGAUCGAGGAGUUGGAAGUGGGAAAGGCUCAAGAGUUGAUACCUGGUGCCGGGACAUGCGUGGCUCUGGGUCCCUCGGCCCAGUUAUGUGUUUAGUACGUUACAACUUUGCAGUUCAAGCUUACCUGGCAGCUUAG
Messenger RNA from Colletotrichum paranaense, 459 nucleotides. RefSeq lists its product as uncharacterized. NCBI's taxonomy places the organism in Eukaryota, Fungi, Ascomycota, Sordariomycetes, Glomerellales, Glomerellaceae. The coding region runs from base 1 to 459 and encodes 152 amino acids. The record is from RefSeq and is a predicted model, not a curated record. The transcript has a single exon.